AUGAUUUCUCUGCUGGGCCUCGCUGUAUUGGCAGUAGCCCUAACAGAACCAGCCCGGGCCUUUGUCUCGAUUGGUGGCAGGGACUCUCACAUCUCUAUUACCUCGACUGCUAUAUUACAGAAAAUUAUGGAGACAUGCGAAGCAGAGGCGAACAAGAAUGGUUAUGAGUUCAAAUCUACGGGUAACUCUCCUGAAGAGAUAGUACAUGCCUGUCUGGGUCCCACUGCUACAGGUGAUGUAUCUGGGGCUAAGUUUCACUCAGCUCUCCAGGAAAUCUACAUGCAGAAUGCAUUAGUUGACAGAGACUUCGUCAGUAGUGCCCCUCAUCACUUCAACUCUGAGGCGUUCCUUGAGGGGAGGAGUCUGAUCACUGAGGGAGUAGCGGCCAUAAAAGCGAACAUUCGAAAAGAGAAGUUCCAAGCAGCCAGGGAGACUUUGGGCAAGAUCCUUCACACUCUACAGGACUUCUACAGCCACAGUAACUGGGUGGAGCUGGGUUACAAAGAGCCAUACCUCAAUCUCAUUCGUCCAGAUCUUCCUAUAGAAAACAUAGCAGAUUUGGACACUCCCACCUGCAAAGAUUGUGCCAGUGGAACUUGUCGCAAUCAACUCCUUCCUGACAUCCUGCAAAACCAGAAACUGACGUCUGGAUACAUGGAUAUCAACUCAGAUAAAAAACCCUCUGGUAAAUGCAGUCAUGGUGGACCAUCUGACCUAACUGGAAUCACAGUUCCUCGUGGGGGCAUUCACAAAGACUUUAGGCGUCCUGAUAACCAGCAAAAGUACGAAGCGGUGAAGGUUGCCAUGAAGGCAACAUUGCAGCUGCUGGAGGACAUCCGCCGGGCCGCAGGUGACAAAGACUUCCUCAGAAUGUUGGGCAUUGCUCGCUCCUCUGUUGUGUGCUUUGUCAUUGACACAACUGGCAGCAUGUCGGAUGAUAUUGAAGAAGCCCGAAAAGUGGUAUAUGAAAUCAUUGACAGUAAAAAGGGAACGCAGGAUGAACCAUCUGAGUAUAUUUUGGUGCCUUUCAAUGACCCUAAAUUUGGACCUGUUACCAAAACAGUAGAUCCUGAGAUCAUGAAAAUGGAAAUUUCAAAACUUAACGCACAAGGAGGUGAUGAUGAGCCUGAGAUGUGUUACUCGGGUAUUCAGCUGGCCUUGACAACUGCCCCUUCCUACUCAAACAUCUAUGUUUUCACUGAUGCUUCGGCCAAAGAUGCCAACCUAAAAGAUACACUUAUUGCUCUAAUCCGAACAACCAAGUCAACGGUCAACUUCUUCAUUACAGGCAGCCUUAAGAGACGACGUCGCUCGACUGGAACAGGAUCACUUAACGACUACAAAGACCUGGCUCUCGCUUCAGGAGGACAGGCCAUUCAAGUGACCAAGGACCAGCUGUCAACGGCCACUGAUAUCAUCCUGGAUACUUCCACAUCUGCUCUGGUGACAAUUCUCCAACAAGCAAGGAACCCUGGAAAGCCAGACACGUUCUCAUUCAGUCUGGAUGAUUCCCUGAAAAACAUCACCAUCUACAUUACUGGCACAUCUCUCAGUUUUACACUGACAAAUCCUGCUGGUGUGACCCAAAGUAGCAGCCAAACCACUGGUGCCCUGGCAACUAUUAAAUCAGUUGGAAACCUUUGGCACAGUAGUUUAAAUGCUGAUAGAGCUACAGGAACCUGGCAGAUCAGCAUCACAUCCAGCAACCCAUACACAGUCAAAGUAACAGGUCAGAGUGUCAUUGCCUUCAUCUACGACUUUGUAGAAAAAUUUGAAGGCCCUCACCCAGGAUACUCUGUACUAACAGGACGCCCACAAGAAGGUCAGCCUGCCAACCUGAUGCUGCCUGUAAUGGGUAGAAAAGGCCCCAGUUCUCUGAAAGUAAAGGAAGUCAGUUUAAUUUCGGUGUCCAGCUCUGGCUCUACCAAUGCUACGAUCUCUGACAUGGGGAAUGGAGUGAUCCUGGCCACUGUCCCACUUGUGCCCAAAGAAGAGUUUGUGGUUCGUGUGAAAGGAAUAGAUACAGUUUCAAACACAGAGUUUCAGCGACAGUCCACCACUCAGAUGUCUGUCUCUAAAGUCAACAUCCAGGCCACUGUAUCCAGCAGUAUGGAGCCAGGUAAAGUAUUCACACUGCCCUUUAGUGUCUUUACAAAUGGUGCUGGAGGCCAAUAUAAAAUCAAUGCUCGAAAUGACAGGGAUUUCUCAAUGACCUACCCAAGCAGUCUCAGUGUGACAUCAGGACAAAAUUCCAAAGCUGAGUUGACAAUAAUGCCCCCUGCUGACACAGUAUCCGGCACUGACAUCACCUUGACCCUGGAGGCAUCUCUUGGCUCUGACUCCAAUUACGUUGUACUGAGAUUUUCUGUUCUCGAAAAGAUUACAGAUUUCUACCCGCCCUUGUGUGAAAUCGUCAGCGUACAAGUCGCUUGUUCCCACGAUCUGUCUCAGUGCCAUAGUUCUGCGUGGGAACUCGUGGCGAACCUCACAGACGGAAACGGCACCGGCAUCGAGAGCGUGAAACUGCAACAGGGCAACGCGAAUCUCACCGAAGUCAUCCACGGAGAUCCUGCUCAGUACCGAUACAACGCCUCCUGCUGUUCACAAGUGGUAGAAAUUGUAGCUGUUGAUAAAAUCGGAAAUGUUGGAAAAUGUUACCACUCCAUCGAACGCAGCGCAAGUGCUCCUGCUGAGAGACUGUCUGUUCUGGUGAUGUUGUCGCUUUUGUUUUCACUGUUUAUUGUCAGGCCAAAUUAGACUUUCCAUUAUAAAACUGAUGCACAUUGACAUGCACACGAGAAUUGUGUACUAUAGUGAGUGAGACUAUCUUUUGUGAGUAUUUUAAAAUGUAAUAAAAUAAAAUAAAAUCUAUGAAAACUAUUUGGAUUUAAAUGUAUUCUUGGAAUAGGUGUCCAAAUCAAACUAAAAAAACGCUUGAUACUACAUAGAGUAUAAUAAACUACAAUACAAUACAAAAACAAAGAAAACUGUAUAUGUCCAAAAGAAAAAAAAUAGAAAAAACGAACCUAAAAAAAACAAGCAAUUGUAAAUACAUGAAUGCAGGUACCCUUUCAGUAAGAAAGGGCAUGAAAUGAAACAAAGAGUAGAUUUGGACUGGUGUUCUGAGAUUUUAAUUGUGUGUAUUUCAGUGUGAAGGCUGUAUCAAAUGGUGAAGUUCCUUGAGUGCAUCACAUGUGUAUAUUAAACAUUGACUUUAUAUAUUUGUUUGACUAUUACACAUUGAAUUGUUUAACCACUGAAAUCUUAUGUAUGUUUAAAGGUACCACUGUGUGAAACAUGUAUGCUUUUGAGGUACUCCUUUGCAGAUAUAGGUUGUGUCCUUUUAAGGAAAUUCAUUGUAAAGUAGCAGCAGUGGAGAUGGUUCGGCCUGGUGCGAAACUAAACAAACUGGUGAUUUACAUUGGGCUGCUGUCAACUCCCUAAACCUAAAGGAAUGCAGAGAUACUCCAAGGAAGAUUCAAGGCGUUACCUGUUCAACAUAUUAUUUGCAUAUUCAUAUGGAUGUCUAUAAAAUCUGAUUUGAGGUAUUCAGAGGCGUCCAGAUUUGCCUGAUUUAAGACCUGUGUAGUCGUAGGUGGUCAGGGGUAACGAUCUGACCCAGAGCUCUGUAUUAGAAUUGUAUUGUUUAGGGAAUAAAUUAUUUUUGAUUUUAA
Boleophthalmus pectinirostris (great blue-spotted mudskipper) is the source of this 3674-nucleotide messenger RNA. Its product is annotated as von Willebrand factor A domain-containing protein 7-like. NCBI's taxonomy places the organism in Eukaryota, Metazoa, Chordata, Actinopteri, Gobiiformes, Gobiidae. The record is from RefSeq and is a predicted model, not a curated record.